Molecule: messenger RNA, 1155 nt
Organism: Arabidopsis arenosa
Lineage: Eukaryota; Viridiplantae; Streptophyta; Magnoliopsida; Brassicales; Brassicaceae
Source: the annotation of a GenBank genome assembly
GUUCAAGGAUGAUGCUUGAGAAGCUGGAUGAGAGAGGAAUGAUGGCACAUAUUUGUGCUGAUCUGGAGUUGGACCCAAUCUUGGACCGUAGAGCAAAAGAUGUAUCUGGUGGAGAGCUUCAGAGGUUUGCGAUUGCCGCAGUUUUCAUAAAGAAGGCUGAGAUAUACAUGUUUGAUGAACCACCUAGCUUCCUUGAUGUGAGGCAAAGACUCAAAGCUGCUCAACAUGACCUCAGUGUCCUUGAUUAUUUGUCGGAUUUUGUUUGCUGUUUGUAUGGGAAACCGACAGCUUAUGGUGUGGUGACUCUCCCCUUUUCUGUAAGAGAAGGAAUCAAUGUUUUCUUGGCCGGGUUUAUCCCCACAGAAAACUUGCGUUUCAGGGAUGAAUCUCUGACCUUUAAGGUUUCUGAGAUUCCACAAGAGAGUGAUGGGGAAGUGAAGUCUUAUGCAAGGUACAAAUACCCAAACAUGAGUAAGACUCUUGGAAAUUUCAAGCUGGAAGUGAUGCAAGGGGAAUUCACCGACUCUCAGAUUAUUGUAAUGCUCGGGGAGAACGGUACAGGGGAAACGACUUUCAUCCGGAUGCUGGCAAAGAAAACCGCGUUUAUUGUAGAGCAUGACUUCAUAAUCAUAGUGACUCUAUUGUUGGUCUAUUGGAAACGGCUUAUGAAACAGCUAGAAAGAAUGUCGGAGACUUUGGCCGAAGCUGUGACUCACUCAAAAUAUGCGGUGAAGGGAAUGCUUCUUGCUGUUCAAAGACGUGCAAACCUAAACAUGCUCCUUAGCAUCCAAGAAACCAUCGAUCAGGUUUUUGAUACCCAAAUAAUCCAGACCUUGUCACGCCAUUGUGUAAACGUGGUUGAUUGGGAAAAGCGUAGGAAAGCAGCAAGAGAGGGAGGAACUCUGUCUCCACAAGAGAUGAAUCUUCUGAGGAAUAUGGAAAAUACCCAAAUUGGUCCUACCGGUGGCAUCCUUGAAGGAUUUGAGAUUGGAAAAGGAAGCCAGGACGCUCGAGACAUGGGACUCUCUAUCCCCUAUGAAUAUGAUCACCUAUAUUUCUAUCUAUUCACGUCUCUCUUAUCGUAUGUGUUUUCGAACAAAGCUCUUGGUUUGUUUGACUAGAAUCAAACAAAGUAUAUAAAAAAAUAAGUUUGAU